This is a messenger RNA of Melampsora larici-populina 98AG31, 333 nucleotides long. RefSeq lists its product as uncharacterized. The record is from RefSeq and is a predicted model, not a curated record. Lineage: Eukaryota; Fungi; Basidiomycota; Pucciniomycetes; Pucciniales; Melampsoraceae. The coding region runs from base 1 to 333 and encodes 110 amino acids. The transcript has a single exon.
AUGGGUAUAUGUAUUAAUGUGUUACAAACAGCCGUUGGCAUUGACAGCGGCAAGGCUUUGCGUUGUUUAAGCGCUAAGUGGGGUGAGAAGGACAAAGCUGAAAAAGAAACUCAUAAACAAGUCAAAAAUAACACCACAGAUGCCAAUGCCGCCCUUGACAAAGUUAAUCCUAACCUUGAGGAUGAACUGACCGGAUUAGAUUUUGGGACGCACGCCUUACACAAAAUCCUUCAGCCCUCCACCAACUUCCUGUCUAACGCUUGGUGUUUCAAAAAAUUGAAAACCACUGCGGAACACCUACUGGACAAAACUUUAGCCAAGGUCAUUCAUUAG